Molecule: messenger RNA, 3819 nt
Organism: Neodiprion fabricii
Lineage: Eukaryota; Metazoa; Arthropoda; Insecta; Hymenoptera; Diprionidae
Gene: fuss
Product: SKI family transcriptional corepressor 2
Exons: 7
Coding region: 122-1669 (515 amino acids)
Biological process (GO): negative regulation of BMP signaling pathway; negative regulation of transcription by RNA polymerase II
Cellular component (GO): nucleus; transcription regulator complex
Molecular function (GO): SMAD binding; DNA-binding transcription factor activity, RNA polymerase II-specific; RNA polymerase II cis-regulatory region sequence-specific DNA binding
Source: RefSeq, a predicted model, not a curated record
CGAGUGCACUCGAGACGAUCCCGUUCGUUCUCAUCGCCUGUCAAUUCGAAUCAGUAACACUAGUGAUAUUGUGAUUUGUUUCCUCGAGUAACUCGCAGCCCUGGAUUCCCCGCAGGCAAGAAUGGACGGGCCGGCGGUAUUGUCUCUGCCUCCGAUGUCCAACCAAAAACCAGUUGCGUCGCCACAGCCCCAGUCGCAUUCCAAACCGAAUCAGGAGUUGCAGGUGGGAACAGUGUCGUUGUACGGGAUCCACAUCGUGUCUCUGGUGAUCGAGGGCCAGGAACGAUUAUGUCUGGCUCAGAUCAGCAAUACACUGCUCAAGCAGUUCAGCUACAACGAGAUUCACAACCGUCGUGUAGCCCUGGGCAUCACCUGCGUCCAAUGCACACCGGUGCAGCUUGAAAUCCUCCGUAGAGCCGGCGCCAUGCCGGUUUCCUCAAGAAGAUGCGGGAUGAUCACGCGACGGGAAGCCGAACGACUCUGCAAAUCUUUCCUGGGCGAUAACGCGCCCCCUAGACUUCCCGAGGACUUUGCGUUUUCGGUACAUCACGAAUGUGCCUGGGGUUGUCGAGGCGCAUUUUUACCAGCACGGUACAACAGUUCCCGAGCAAAGUGCAUCAAGUGUGCCUACUGCGGUCUCUUCUUCUCCCCGAACAAGUUCAUAUUCCAUUCGCACCGUAUCGGCCCGACGGACAAGUACGUCCAACCAGACGCGGCGAACUUCAACUCGUGGCGGAGACACAUGAAGCUAUCAGGCAGCCCCCCUGACGACGUGGUCCACGCCUGGGAAGACGUCAAGGCGAUGUUCAACGGAGGAACCAGAAAGAGACUGCUGUCGAAUCCCACGGGACCUCGGUGCACACCAACGGCCGUUAAACGUGCCAGAUCCUCGCCACCGACGCAAUUGCCCUCCCCGAUACCCUCGCCGACGCAUCCGCGAGUUCCGCCGUUCCCGGAACUGCCGCUUCCAUUGUCGCGGAAUUUCGUCAUGGACUACGUGUGGCAUCAGCAUCAACAGGCCGCGGCAGCAGCGGCGGUAAAAACCCCCGGCUUCUCGUUUUCGCAGUACGCUUUACCCUGGCUGGCAAAAAGACCCGUUCUUUUCCCAGGUCCACUGCCCCCGCCGAUAGCCGGAGCAACGACGGCCGAACCCAUGGCACCGCCAGUCACGUCGUCCUUGCAUCAGUCCGCUUUUCACCCGGUACUUCGGGCGGGUCCUCCGCUCGGUGAAUCGGGUCAGAUAGUCCAGGAGUCUACCCCUGAACCCAGCGUUGAAAAGGACGACGAUUCCGACGACGAGGUCGACAUCGAGACGACGGAGGACGAGGUCAAGGCACCCUUGAAUCACCCUCAGAGUCUCAACUCCGCGUCAAACUCCGCCCUGAGUACCCACAGUGGGCACAGCACAUCGCCCCAGUGUUGGAGUCCUCCGAGAGAAACGGAGCGAGAGGCGGAAAAAAUAGCCGAGGAAGCCGCGGCCCUAAGAGAAGUGAAACCCGAAGUCCCUAGAGUGGCUACGACGACCGGAAGUCCAGAGAGCUGGCAUGGAGGAGCACUUUACAGGCAUCUACAUUUACUCCGAGGUAGCGAUGUGUCCGACUGCUCUGCUUGCAGGCCUCGAGGCGUCUUCUACGGACAAGUUCACAGCCCUUCAGCUCCCACAAAUUAAUUAUUCUCAUAAUUAUUCUCCGCCGCUCUGUAGUGCGUUCUGUAAAUUACGUAUACAUAUAUAAAUAAUAUAUAUACAUAUAAAAAUUACUCGAUGCAGGUUCGUAAGUAAUAAAAGUAAAUCAUGCCUGACUAAUUACGAUAUAUGUAUAGGUCGUACACACAUAUACAUAUAUAUAACGAAUACGAAAAGAGCAAUGCCUAGAUAUCAAAUCACACACCUAUGUGCAGGAUUAUAAUUCGCUCCUUCGUCCUUUCUGUAGAUAUAAACUCUACUUAACUACGGUCUCCGUUAAGCUGGAUAUUGUGACAUAAUAAGUGAUAAUAUAAAUUGUAGAAUUAAUCGCUAACUAAACGCUUUUUAAUUGCAUAAGAACAAAAAGACCCCCAACCAAUCAUUGCACAAAACUUUUUGUACGUGCGUAAAUUUGUUAAUACAUCGCACUGAGAGAAAUUUUUAGUGCCGGUUACCGCUCAGUCCUUGACUAGUUUAAUUUUUUACCACAAUCGAAAAAUAUAGUUCCAGGUAGAAAAUGAAAAUUAGUUUUCUAGCCGUUACCAGAAAGUCUAGUAUCCGUUACUAUUCUUUCUCAUUACGAUCGCUGUGGUUUUUCGACGUCAGGGGUGGAAUGUCAUAAAGGGGGUGGUUCUGGGAAAGUAAGACCGACGUCUACUGGCAACGUCUAAUUAGCGAAUAAUUCACGCGUCCAUAUAUUAGCGAAUUUACGUACGUACCAUAAGUUUUGCGUAAUGACUGGCUGAGGGUGAGGAUGGUUUUAGGAGGACGAAACUAACGUCAAUCGACAGCGAUUAAUUAGCGAGUAAAUCUCGCGUUGAAACUUUUCGAAUUCAGCUUCGUUUGGACGAUUUUUAAUAUGUGGCGAUGCUAGUCUAACCGUAAGGUGGGUCUGCUGGAGUGAAAAAUGUUGUUUUUCCGCAAUUAAAAAGCGGUUAAUUACCGACUGAUUCUGCACUUUGCAUUCGCUUAUUAUGCUACAUUGCCAUAGCCGGCUUAACGAAGGUUUAACUAUGUAUAUUAUUGAAAAUACCGACUAGGUACUGCAUUCAGCAACUCCGCACAGGAUUAUACACGGUCAGAUAAUAACAGGACCAAUAAUAUUUCCGCGUUUACGUGGAGGUUUGAUCUUUUCCAGUUUUUUAAAGAUACAACCUCUGAGGAACUGUGACAUCUCUAUAAGGGAAUAUUUGUGGUAAAGUCAUUUUAUUGUAACGAUUCAGUAGCGUUCAGAAGUGAAACAUCGAUAUAAUGUAACGCUCGCGAAAAAUAACCGUUAUAUUUGAUCCCUAACAAUUGGGGUUUGAGCGGAAAACGUGUUAAUCCCACCGUAUGACUAAGUGUACACACAUAUGGAUUUAUGCUGAGAAAAGAAGCGAAGAAACGAAAUGGAAUUAAAAAUUCGCAAUUAAAAUAGCACUAGUUUCUAUAAUGACACGCGAAUUUGAUUAUAGUUAUAAUACUAUUACGGAAAGUUAUACGAAUUGGUUUCUGGCAUCUGAUGGUAGUUUUAGGCUGUGUUAGAUUACUCACUGUCAUUGCACCCGAAAUGUAACAAGCUAUAGUUAUAUUUCCAGCUUAAAAAUAGAUUAAAAAUAAUAAUUGCCGGUGUUUCAUCCGCAAAACCACCCUUUGGCAAUUUCAUUCGGUAUGAUAAUAAGUACCCAACUGAACUUGUUAAGCAAUUGUCCUUGAAGAUGAAUAAGCAAAAAAUAAAAACGUUUCCCGUGUUAACCUUUACCUUGUUCAUUACACGUAUAGGUAUACUUUUUAAACACCGAUCACAGCUGUACCGAGUUGUCGUACAUAUUCGAAUUAUAAUAAGCAUUUAAAAAAAGUAUUUGUAAUUAUCAGUACUGAAAUCCUUUAUCAAUGAAUAAAUAUUGCAAAUCGCAAGGCUAUAUAUAAUAUGUAUCAAGAUAACGAUAUGGUUUACUGUACAUAGGUAUAGUCAGUCAAGCCACGCUGUCCGCAUAAAUAUUGUAUAAAUAUUACAUAAUAUGUUAGCUAAAGUUACUAUACAGUUAGAGAGUGAUACUAAUGUUAAAAAUAACUACAUUAACAACGUACUACGGCGUCGGCCACGAGGUAUACACACUUACACACAUUACAGCCAAUAAUAUUCGAAGAUUAUG